Molecule: messenger RNA, 789 nt
Organism: Brassica oleracea var. oleracea
Lineage: Eukaryota; Viridiplantae; Streptophyta; Magnoliopsida; Brassicales; Brassicaceae
Exons: 1
Coding region: 1-789 (262 amino acids)
Source: RefSeq, a predicted model, not a curated record
AUGGUUCUAAUCUAUGUUAACUCUAGUGAAUGGGUGUCUAGUUGCAAUGAAGAGUGGAGUUUCAUGGUAGACACAUCAAGGCGUGGUCGAAUGGUAACAUUAGAAACUACUACUCCAUUGGAGAAGCUCAAGAGGAUCGUGUGUGAGGAUUAUGGGGUGGACUAUAUUGUUCUUAAUACUGAGUUCAGUUAUUCGAUGGUGCGUGCAGAAGGUAUAGAUGAGUCUACAUAUUUCAUGAUCAACCAGUGCGAGGGAAGACAUUCAUGUGCUCCUACAAAGAAAAGGAAAUUCGGAAAAACAGCAUCGGCAAGAACAAUUGGGACUCUGAUACAACAUCGAUUCGGUGAUGCAAAUGAUGGCCCAAAAGAAAAUGAAAUCAUUCAAUUUAUGAGAUUGGAGCAUAGUUGUGAGAUUACUUACUGGCACGCUUGGGAAGCUCGUGAGUUUGCUAUUGCAGCUGCUACAGGUAUACCGGAUCGCAGUUAUGUUAAAAUACCAGCAUAUUUGCAUAUGAUUAAAGAAGCUAAUCCUGGUACGCAUACUCACUAUGAAACUAAUGAGAAGGGAAGAUUAAUGCAUCUAUUUAUGUCAGUUGGGCAAUCAGUUAGAGGAUUCUACAAUGCAAUGCGAAGGGUGAUUGUUGUUGAUGGAACUUUUCUGAAAAAUAAAUACAAAGGUUUUUUACUUGUUGCUACUGCUGUAGAUGGUAACUCUAAUUUGUAUCCGAUUGCAUUUGGGGUUGUUGAUUCGAAGAAUGACGAUUCAUGGGGUGGUUCUUCAGACAGUUGA